AUGAGUGAGGCCAGCUCAAGUCGCAAGGGUGCGGGCAAGGAUGCAGUUAGGUCCUACUUCGCAGAAAAAUACAAUAAAGUGUUGGAUUCUAUAUUGGAAGCAGAGGCAGCAAUAUCGAGAUCACCAAACGUGGCAGAGGAUUUGUCGGAAAGCUCAGUAAGUGGAAAUUCUGAUAUGAGCCGCCCUUCUGUGACCGCUUCUUCAUCAACAACUCAAGGCAUAAGCAAAAAAGAAUUACUCCAACAAAUCGCUGGUUCAUUGCUCAGUACGUCGAUUGAGCGGCUGAAAACUGCCCACUCGCCCGAUGGAUCAGAUACGCUGGAAAUUUCGGAAAAUGACGCGUAUGAGAAGCAAGAGUGUAGUGAAUGUGAUGGUCCCUUCAAGUGUUCUGCCCACUUUGAGCAGUUGGCUGAAUCUUAUGACGACGAGAUUGACCCAGAACCUGCUCUAGAACCUACAACUUCUAACACUGAAAAAGACCCAUUUAUCGAUGUUUUUUUGGACAAGCUAAUUUCGAGGCUGGUGCCUGAAAAAUUGCCAGAAAGAGAACAUUUUGGUAGCAAGUCUACCAUUGAGCAUGAUUUAGACACAGGAAGAGUUCCCGUGUUCUCAGCAACAACGUUAGGCAGCAAUUUUAAAAAGUUGUCUAAAAAAAUGGGCGCGAUUUUUGAACUCCAGGACUCCAUAAUUCGACUGUUAACUUGGAGGAACCCUACUGGAACGGUGACUUCAUUGAUAAUAUUCACUUUAAUAUGUUUCAACCCAAUGUACCUGGUAAUUUUGCCCAUUUUCCGUUUCAUCUAUGGUAUCGUAGUUCCCGGUUAUAUACGCAAACACCCCUUAGAAAGGAGCAUAUAUCCGCUCAAACGGAACCAUGGGUCAUCCUUGUUGUACGAUGUAUGUUAUGAGGGCAAAAAUGAAUACAGUUAUGGUCAACAGUUUUUUUCCAAAUCUUUCAUGGACACUUUAGAAUCGAGAAAUCAAGAAAUAGACGAAAUAUCCGAACUGGACAAAAGACCUGAAAAUACGCGAGAAUUGAAGCAGGGCAUGAAAGUGUUGAUUAAUCUACGCGAUAUGCAGGAUAUGACUUCAUGUACACUUCAUGUCAUCGACGCGAUAAACAAUUUUCUUCAAAAGGCUUCUAGUUUUCAAAAUGAAGAGCAUUCUACUAAACGUUUCUUUGCUGGCUUUCUUUCUAUUGUUAUCCUGAAAGUUGUGUCACCGUUUGUGAAUUGGAGUUAUCUGUUUAGCAUAUCCACCUGGUGCUUAUUGAUAUAUAUGCAUCCAAGAGCUCAUCCAAAGAUAAUAGCAUUCUUCAAAAAAGAGGGAGUGGAGAAAGAUAACAAAAACUUGGAAAGGAAAAAAAUUGAAACACAUACCAUGAUAUUUGACGAAAAGCCGGAAGUUAAAUAUAUUGAAAUUUUUGAAAUAUACAGAAAGGGCUUACUGCCAAACGACUGGAGAUUCUUCCGAUUUUCGAAUAGGAUUUUCGAUCCUCAGGAUCCGUAUAGAAGAGCACAACAGUUUCCACCAGGAGUAGAUUCGUUGGAUGAUAUUGUUCCGCCUGCAGGUUGGGUCUUUGAUCCGAAUUUCGAGUGGAAAGUGGACGAUGAUGUGGAUGGAUGGGUCAUGGAACGAGGUUUGAAUUUACCAAUCACUGGUGAAUUCUUAUUCGAUCCAAUGUUCAAAAGAAGAAGGCUAAUACACCGUGUUAUCAAAACCGCAACGCCACUGUCAUGA
Messenger RNA from Saccharomyces kudriavzevii IFO 1802, 1740 nucleotides. RefSeq names its product Pex28p (gene PEX28). Gene Ontology annotation, cellular component: peroxisomal membrane. Gene Ontology annotation, biological process: peroxisome organization. The record is from RefSeq and is a predicted model, not a curated record. The transcript has a single exon. Bases 1 to 1740 code for a protein of 579 amino acids. Lineage: Eukaryota; Fungi; Ascomycota; Saccharomycetes; Saccharomycetales; Saccharomycetaceae.